AUGGCGAGCGAAACCUCCCCCCGUUCCGUGCGCUUCUCGCAAGCUGAGGAUGAGCAACUUACGCGCUCCGAAAGGCUGAAGAACGGAGUGCGCCCCGUGACUACCACGGUCGAUUCCGAAAACUCGGGGUCCUCAGGAGACUCGUACUCGGACGUACACGCCCUAGAACAACAAGACGGACUAGGCUCACUUCCCAGAUAUGUCGACGCCAGUUCUCAUCCCGGCUCCGCCGCGACGCCGCAAGCCCCGCCCGCCCGCCCCCCCCAGCGUCCUACGGCGCCCAUCCGGACCCCUUCCAACACAUACCAGCCCUAUGUGCAAAGGCGACCUACCCAAACACCUGCCCCCUAUAUGAGCGCCGGUGCCCCUCAUGCCCGCGACGGUUCGAGGCCACGGCCUAUCGGCACCUCCAAUUUCCGCGCCCAAGAGCGCGAGUACGUGCGGAGACUGCGCCAGCAAGACUACAACAAUGACUAUUUCGACACGCUCGGCCCUGGCGAGCAGUACGACUCGGACUCGGAAGGCGAGACGCCCUCGUCCGAGGGGCCGUUCGACAGCUACGAGGAUGCACACAUUAUGUUCGUUAAUAACGAGCAAAGUCAAAUUUCCGAAGAGGACCUGAAGGACGUGCGGAACCGCGAGAGGCUAGAGUGGCACGGAAUGCUUGAGGCUGUACUGACUGGCGACGUUGUUCGCCAGGAGAAGAAGCGUCUCAUUGGGACGGCAGACGACGAGUUCGGCUUGACCGUCCACAAGUCGGAGCUGUGGCUAGGCAUUCGCUCUCGCAUGUGCGGAAGGCAUAUGUCAGUCCAAAAGCGAAUGAUUGAGGAUGCACGGUCGGCUCUAGAUCGGUCUGUAGAAGAAAUCGUCAACUUCUCGAUUGCCGGCGAGAGUGAGGCGGGGAAGCCACCCAUCGACCAAGUUCGCGAUAUAGUCGCCAAGAUUGAAAAGAUCGAGCGGCUCUUUCCCUCGACUGGUGCGCUCAAUGAAACGCUCAAGCCCAGCACCCAGGCAGCAUACAUAGAGACGUGCAAUACCGUGAUAUCGUGGUACAACGUCAAUGAGAUGAUCAACACGGAGCUGUCCAUCCUGAAGAAAUGGGUCGGCAACGACGCCCUCGAUUUCCAGCGGCCUAAGGACAUGUCGCCCAACGAGAACAGCCUGAGUGACGAUUCAUCCUUUUUAGACCGCCUCAUGAAGGAGGAGGGUCUCAAGUCUCUCCACGAAGAUCCCGGCGCCGACGCCAAGAGCCUCAAGAAGAAGAGCAUGCUGGAUGGCAUCUCGAGGGUCAUCUUGAAGGCCAAGCAGACCCUCAUAGAAAAUGCAGCCGGUUUCCAAAAGCGCCAUCUCCCGCCAUACAUUGAAGAGCUUCUGACCCUGAUCAGCUUCCCGUCGCGCCUUAUUGAGGAGAUCAUCAAGGUCCGGUUGGCCUAUGCCAAGAAGAUGAAAGACUCGGCGCAGCAGAACCCCAUGAUGCAGGAUCAGAUGAUCUCGCAGUUUCAAAUUCUCCUCAAGUUGGCCAUCAAGAUCAAGGCCGAGUACAUGAUGAUUUCCCAGCCACAGCCCAGCUGGGAUCUCCCCCCGUGCAUUGACGAAGACUUUGACCACGUCAUCCUAGACGCGCUCAAGUACUACUUCAAGAUGCUCAACUGGAAGCUUAGCGGCAACAAAAACACAUUCAAAGAGGCUGAGUUGCUGUUCCAGGAGUGGGGAUUCGGAAACGAGGUCGGCAGUAUGUUGACACGCGGCGACGUCGAGGUCGCCGAGCAGUUCAGUUCGCUCACCAGCAAGGCCUUCAAUCGGCUCAGCCUGACGUUUGAGAAGGAGCUCCAGCGGAGACCGAAAGAAAGCGUGGGCGAGAUGAUCAAGCGAUACAAGCAGCUCUUAGACUCUGUCCGGGUCCGCGAGAGAAUGCUGCAGCGCUUCUCCAGGAUGCUUAAUGAGAACUACGAAAACACGUGCGACUUCAGCAUUGCCUUCCCCCCCGACAGGCUGCAGGACCUUUUCGACCGUCUGAUAGAAUCAGGCCACUUUCAGGUCUACAACAACAGCCCCGUGCACGACAACGUCUUGAUCAUUGCAUCUCCCUCUCUGCGUGGCCGCCACGAAGAAAUCCAGUUCCUGAUGGGCACAUUUUCCUUUGAACAGGUUGCCGAAGAUUCUUCAAAUCCCUACCUCCUCAUCCUCAAGGCCGAGGACCCCCCACAUUGGUUUGGGCCAACCCUCAACCUGUCUUUGCGGGAUGAGCCCUUGGACGUCAAGCUAGGGCAUAUGAGACUUGUCGCCAGCGGUUCGAAAACGCGUCUAGCCAACACCAGGAAAGCUUUCCUCGAUACCAUUGAAAUGCAGAUAGACUUAGUUGUUGAGCAGAGGUCCAACCUGCAGAAGGUCAAUGUUAGGCUCAUGGAAAUUCGCAAGGUUGCCUUCAAGCUUUCCAACUCCUUCAUGGAUAGCGUCGAGGCGAUUAGGCGGCAAACCCAGGGCCUCAACUGUCAAGAGCUCAUCCAGACCUGCUUCAUCUUUGCAACCGAGUUUGGCCAGCGGUCGUUGCUUUACAUGGACAACAACCGGAGGUCGAUGAACAAUAUGAAGCUUACCAAGCUCGCGCUUGACUGGGUGAGCUUUAUCUGCGACGACUGCAACCCGUCGGACCGCAAAACCUUUCGAUGGACGGUCCAGGCCCUCGAGUUUGCCAUGGGCAUGACGCAAGGCAGACAUAUUCUAGCCCUUGGCGAUGACGAAUAUGCCAAGCUGCGAGCCAAGGUUGCCGAGUGCAUGGCACUCCUAAUCUCGCACUUUGAUAUUAUGGGUGCCAGGUCGAGUGUUGCCGCGCAGGCUGAAAAGCAGAACAUGGAGGCUCUCAUGAGCCAGCUGAAGAGACUCAACAAGGGGCAGAGCAUGGAUGACGACGAAGCCGCCAAGUAUAUCCAAGAGCACCGGGUCAAAGAGCUGCAGAAAGUGGACGAUUAUAGGAAGGAAAUACUACUCGAGCGCUCAGCCAUGGGCAGGGUUUUGGAAGCCUCAAACGACGUGGAUCGGUCCGUCGCAUGGCUCUCUUCCACUGCCAACAACUUCACCAUGAGGUGGCAACAGGGCCACUUUGUGGGUGGAGGUACUUUCGGAAAUGUCUACGCGGCCAUGAAUCUCGACACUGGCCAGGUCAUGGCGGUAAAGGAGAUUCGUCUGCAGGAUCCCAAACUGAUUCCCAACAUUGCAGGCCAAAUUAGAGAUGAAAUGCGUGUUUUGGAGUCAAUUGACCACCCAAAUGUGGUGUCCUACUAUGGCAUCGAAGUACACCGAGACCGAGUGUACAUGUUUAUGGAGUUUUGUUCGGGCGGCUCGCUCGCCAGUCUGCUCGAACACGGCCGCAUUGAGGAUGAGCAGGUCAUUACGGUAUAUGCACUACAGCUCCUCGAAGGCCUUGCAUACCUUCAUGAGCUUAGGAUUGCUCACCGCGAUAUCAAGCCAGAGAAUAUCCUUCUCGACCACAACGGAAUCAUAAAGUAUGUUGAUUUUGGAGCCGCCAAACUUAUCGCACGCCAGGGCCGGACUCUUGCACAGGAUCUCUCCAGCUCCAAACCCAACAAGUCAAUGACGGGAACACCCAUGUACAUGUCGCCGGAAGUCAUUAAGGGUGAAAAUCCGGGACAUUUUGGCGCCGUCGACAUCUGGUCGCUUGGCUGUGUCAUCCUCGAGAUGGCCACGGGCAGACGUCCGUGGGCAAACCUGGAUAACGAAUGGGCCAUCAUGUACAACAUUGCCCAGGGCAACCCGCCACAACUUCCGCUCCCAGACCAGCUCAGUCCGCUAGGUCUCGAUUUUUUGAAGCGCUGCUUCGUCCGAGACUCUAAGAAGCGGGCUACUGCCGUCGAGCUGCUGCAGCAUGAAUGGAUCAUGACCAUUCGAAACAGAGUGGUGCAGCCGGGGACUCCUAGUAGUGAUACCAGCUCCUCAGCGCAAACUACCCCAGGGAUGCCUCCGCCAUCGGCCAGCAUGAGGGGAAGUGUUGGAGAUGGUUUUUAUUAA
This is a messenger RNA of Lasiosphaeria miniovina, 4026 nucleotides long. RefSeq lists its product as uncharacterized. Gene Ontology annotation, cellular component: cytoplasm. The transcript has 2 exons. Gene Ontology annotation, molecular function: MAP kinase kinase kinase activity; ATP binding. Gene Ontology annotation, biological process: protein phosphorylation; p38MAPK cascade. The record is from RefSeq and is a predicted model, not a curated record. Bases 1 to 4026 code for a protein of 1341 amino acids. Lineage: Eukaryota; Fungi; Ascomycota; Sordariomycetes; Sordariales; Lasiosphaeriaceae.